GGCACGGUUGUCGCACCACUCCGCUGCGACCUCUGCUCAGCCGAAUUCACACAAACACAUUUUCAUCGGUUCACUGCACGGUGAUUCAAUCUGUUGUCGUCUGCCUUUUGCAAUUCGCCACAACAACGGUAGCUAAUGAAAGUAAUCGAAGGUUUAUUUGACUGAGACUUUUAUGCACUGACAGCUCCAGUCUCUGCAUAUACAGUUAGCAUCAGUGUAUCGCGUACGAAACGCUGUGCUUAUUACUGGUGUGUAUUUUAUUUAUCUGACGUUAUGGCUCUGCAAGAAAUCCACGAGAAAUUCGGAGGGUCAUGGAAGAUGGCUCGUAGUGAGAAAUUUGAAGAGUACCUUGAAGCUAUGGGUGUUGGAAUAAUCAAAAGAACAGUGGCGUCGAAGCUGUCGCCCGUGUUGGAGAUAUCGGUUGAGGGUGACGUGGUGAAGGUCAUCACGAAAACGACGAUAAAGACUCUACCAGUGGAAGGGAAACUGGGGGAGGAAUUCGACACAGAGACGUUGGGCAGACAUGAAAAGACUGUGUAUAAAUUUGAAGACGGAAAGCUGAUAGCUACCAGUGUCCCAAUCGAUUCCAAACAAAAGGUUUCUGUGAUAGAAAGAGAUAUUGUUGACGGAGAACUAGUACAGACUAUGACAGUUGGCGAUGUUGUAUGCAAAAGGUACUUUUGCCGAAAUCAGUGAAAGAAACCUUUCAAACAUUUUACUAUUCAAUAUUUUUAUAGAUGUAUAACAAUUGGCUUGUAUCUUGUGCACAGACGUGAAUUAGAGGAACAGGUAGGGCAGUUUUAAAGGGACAUUAUACAAUAGAUAUAACUUGAGAUGAAUACAUGAAUAAAUCUACAUUUUGUCCAAAUUGAAGUAUCUUCUCAAAGAAAUUAUCCAAAGUGUAUUUUAUUUCAAUUUUAUUUGAUCCAAGUUUCUUUUUCAGAAUUAAUAUAUAUGUACAUAACAUCACUUUUGUUUUGCUAAAUUGAUCAAACAUUUGCUAUUAUCUGGGAUUCAGUUACGCAAUUACCGCUUCUUGAAGAUGGUGCCCUCCUACCACCCCCCCCCCCGAGAAUUCUACCAUAUAUGUUUCUUUGUCUCCCUCCCCCACCUAAGAUGCAAACAGAAACGCAUGUUUGCGAAGUGUUUUGGUUCUGAAAGUUUGUAGGCCUGUAUUCACAAGGGAUAAAAUUGUCUCCCUUUCAACACCACGCUAUUUCCUCUUUCUUAAUUUCUGUCCCGGACCCAGUCACUGGCGAAGUCAGAGAUUGUGCCCGGGAGAGACGUGUUUGAACCUUAAUUGGAUAUAGGCACGUUAAUAUGUUAUCCAAUCCAUUCUUUUUUAUAUGUUUUUUUUUCAUAUUGUUAGACUUAGAUGAUUUGUAUUUCUGAACGAGUAUACCUCGGCAGACAUUCUGGAAUUUCCAGGGACACGACAGGUUUUUAUCUAAUCGUUGUGCUGGAGGUAGGGUCAGACUACUAACUACCAGCAGAGAGUUUGCCGACCUACAACGACUGUCCGGUUGCUAGUUUAAAGGGACACACCCUAGUUACGGCUAGUUAUUAACCAUUACGGCGUUGUUUUUCGCUAUUAAACCCAUUUUUUCACAAAUAAAAUUGCACUUUA
Gigantopelta aegis is the source of this 1627-nucleotide messenger RNA. Its product is annotated as fatty acid-binding protein, liver-like. Gene Ontology annotation, cellular component: nucleus; cytosol. The coding region runs from base 274 to 696 and encodes 140 amino acids. Lineage: Eukaryota; Metazoa; Mollusca; Gastropoda; Neomphalida; Peltospiridae. Gene Ontology annotation, molecular function: fatty acid binding. Gene Ontology annotation, biological process: fatty acid transport. The transcript is spliced from 4 exons. The record is from RefSeq and is a predicted model, not a curated record.